This is a messenger RNA of Aedes aegypti (yellow fever mosquito), 2028 nucleotides long. RefSeq lists its product as uncharacterized. The coding region runs from base 224 to 1918 and encodes 564 amino acids. NCBI's taxonomy places the organism in Eukaryota, Metazoa, Arthropoda, Insecta, Diptera, Culicidae. The transcript has 3 exons. The record is from RefSeq and is a predicted model, not a curated record.
UGAUUUAGAGCUGGAGAGUAGAUUGUUAGAUUUAGAAGAAUCAGAUACAGAUGUGGCGGCAUUAAACGGCGAUGGAGGAAUCGAGAAUUCUACUGAUUAUAAAUUUCCUAGCGAUUACCAAACAGAACUAAGCGGUGAAUUAACAUCAGCUUCAGAUUCAAAUACAGCUACAAACGUGGUCACUAAAGCUAAUAUUACACAAGAAAAUAGUCAAAAGGAAGUGAUGAAGUCAUCGAAUUUCGAAGAUACUUCAAGUAACGCCACAACUACCACGAAAACCUCUCUAACGGUUUCCGUUACUAACGGAGAUGCCAACAAAUCGUUGUUGGGUUCUUUCACUGGAAGCAAUAACCUUUUAUCAGAACCUCAGGCAGUUGCAACAAAUGAGUCAGUGACGAAGGAAAGCAAUACGUGGGUCCACGAGGAUAUCGCAGCAACGACUCCUUCUCAUGAUGCAACCUCGCCAAGCUCUCAGAACGUCAAUGAAGUACACACAGAACGCAUUUCAUCUGAAUCUCCCAAAGAAAAAUCUGCCACCUUAAACACACAUGUUGAAGAGGUUCAGAAUAUCAAGAGUGAUGAUUUGGAGCUCAAUGCAGAAGAACGAAUGAUCAGCGAACCUCGUCUGGCAAACGAGGAAGUUACAACGCACACAUCACUCAACGCAGAGACCACCAAGAAUGAAGAAUCUAGCAAAACAUGGCUUGGUUCCUUGUUUGGUAAUUUGCCGAUUCGUCAGACGUUAGGUGGCGUAAUCCAACCCGUGGAAAUGGUGCAGUCCGUGAAAGAAGAUGCUAACAAGAUGGAUAAAUCAACUGCAUUGACUCAAGAGAAUGGAGUGGACCAUAAUACCCUCGCAUCUGAUAGCGAUCCAAGCUUGCAAACUCCGGAAAGUCCGAGCAAGAAUACGAGUUCGGUAUCCUCAUUGAUUCACUCGGUUACUUCGUGGCUCAGGAAGAGCCCCGACCAGCAAGAGCUUGAAAGUAAAGGUUUAGAUAUCGCAAAAGGUUCAGCUGGGGAAGCACGAGCACUUCCGAUUGACGAAACAGAAGUCCAGCUAGUUGAUGAACAUGCUAAUGGUUUCAACAGUUCGACUGCACGUAACGAGACAAAGCCUUCGUCAGAAUCAGUUGCUGUCAACGGCCACAAGGUAACUAAGGAAGCUCCCGAUGCAGACACAACUUCCCCAAAUUCGAUACGUAACCUGGAAUCCAGAGACGGAGAACCAUCUACUGCUAUAUCGGAAUCUGAGAACCGUGCAUUCGUCAAAGGAGAAGUUUUGAAGGUUUUGAGCUUGCUGGAGGAUGCCAACGGGUUCACCGAACUGAAGGACCAAAUUCACAACCAAGAUGUGGAGCAGUUGGUGGAUGGUUUGAAUGAUGCUGAAAACGGGUUCAAGUGGACGGAGAUGAUCAGUGCCCUGCAGAAGUUGGUCGACGAAAAGCAAUUGGAAAGUGGCGAACGGAUUCGGGAUGUUCUGGAGCAUUGGAAGGAGGGUGAGGAUGGGCACAUUGAUGACGGGUACUUCGAUAAAACUUAUGGAGCGCAUGGUAAUCUGGAAGGUCGUGAUUUAGACGAUGGUACAGAAGAAACUUUGAAGUUGAUGGAAGAGAAUGAGGAAUUAGGAAUCGAAGCUGAUGGCGAUGAAACAGCUCCAUCUGUAACUAUUGAUCAGAAAAAUGAAACGUUGAAGACCCCAGGUAACGUCAGCUCUGAGAUACAUGCCAAAAUUGGAAGUUCACGAACUGAUGACGUGGAUGACCAGCCAGAAAGUCAACGUUCAACACAAAACCCUCUGGAAGAUAAAACCAGCAGCACACAGAGUUUACAACAGGAAGACGAAGUCACGGAAAAGUUAGGAAAAACAACGCCCCAGCCAUUUCGUGCCCAUGAAUCGGAAUCUCUGGCGUUGGAUUGAACUGGCAUUCACGAAAGUUCUUUACGAUUCUUAAUGUGAACGGGCCAGAACAUAUUGGAUUAGAUUAAUAAUUUAGAGAGUUUUUGUAAGUUCAUUGUGGUAAAUAAAGU